UUUGUACACACUCACACUGCUGCCGCUGCUAUCUUUCAUUGUUGUGUUGUGCGUAUAACGCGUAUGACCAUCAUUGGGUGCUACCUCCUGCAUUAGUCUAACCUCCCUACCUCCUGCCGUACCUAUUUUACCUAUUUCAUACCGUAGGCACCUACCUAGUCUGAUGUCUAUUGGUUGCGACUAGAUUAAAAGAAGAGAUCAUCCUGGUCUUUAGCAACCUUGACCAGCCACACAGACUGCAUAAAAACUACAUCUGUCCGAAUCAACUUACCACAAGAAUUCAUACGAACCACAGAAAAAGAAGACAGUAUUGCAACAAGGUCUCGAAAAAGCUGCCCCGCCAUUCCAGAGCUCCCCAUUUUUACUUGCGGUCCUGCGAAUUUUUUUUUAUUUUAAAUUCCACUUGAGACCAUGUCAACCCAAGAAAGCUCAUAUGCGCCAAAAUCGCCCGAUCUUUCUUCCUUUUAUUCCGGUGCUUCUUCCGACAUUCCUCAGAGUACCGACGCCCCAGGUGGAUAUCCCUUUCAAGCCGUACCUGGGGUUGGAGUGGCCGGUGGCCUGGGAGCAGCGUCUUUAAGAUACAAUCACAAUCAGCCACAGCCCCACCAGUACAAUACAUAUCAAUCGCCCGCACCGCAUCAACAAACGCAACCUACUAGUGCUCCCGCAUAUAGUAACAAUCCCACCUUUAACACUUACCCUCCCUCAGGCGGUGGACAACAAGGACAAGGACAUCAGCAACAAGGAGCUGAACAAUAUUACUCUCCCCGCCAACAAACGCAGUUCAUCCAGACAACUCGACCAUAUAAUUACCAAAGCCCGACCGCUCCCGCACCGACAUCUGCUUCUUAUUAUCCACCGUACCUCGAGUCUUCAUCGUCAGCUGCUUACCACCAAUUACAAGCGCAGCCUUCCCAACCCUCAGCCUCUCCACAACCCGAGUUGCAUGAGCAACUCGCCUUAUCAGAUCCCCAAAGUAGCAUGCCGCCGCGAAAGAUCGCCCCGGCGGCAAAGCAGAACGAGAUGGACCCUUCACCCGUCAAGACAAAGUUCCCCACGGCGCGCAUCAAGCGCAUAAUGCAGGCUGAUGAAGAAGUGGGCAAGGUCGCCCAGCAAACGCCUAUCGCUGUGGGUAAAGCGUUAGAACUAUUCAUGGUACAGCUUGUCCGCAAGAGUGCCGAGGUAGCAAAGGAGAAGAAUUCGAAACGAAUCACUGCACCGAUGCUCAAGCAGGCGGUUGGCUCAGCUACUCAAUGGGAUUUCCUGCUGGAUAUCGUGGCGAAGGUGGGCGAGGAGAAGGAGGGCGGCAAGAGUUCCCGAAGCAAGCCUGAUAGCGACAGCGACGAGGAGCAACCAGAAGGACCGGAAGUCAAGAAGAAGGGCAGGGGCGGACGCAAAAAGAAGGCACCGGCAUAGUUAUCCUCUAUUCCGUCUUACUACAUUCUCUUUCUACGGAUUAUACGACGG
Messenger RNA from Annulohypoxylon truncatum, 1467 nucleotides. RefSeq lists its product as uncharacterized. Gene Ontology annotation, cellular component: nucleus; negative cofactor 2 complex. The transcript has a single exon. Gene Ontology annotation, molecular function: transcription corepressor activity; protein heterodimerization activity; transcription coactivator activity. Gene Ontology annotation, biological process: negative regulation of transcription by RNA polymerase II; positive regulation of transcription by RNA polymerase II; transcription by RNA polymerase II. NCBI's taxonomy places the organism in Eukaryota, Fungi, Ascomycota, Sordariomycetes, Xylariales, Hypoxylaceae. The record is from RefSeq and is a predicted model, not a curated record. Bases 412 to 1416 code for a protein of 334 amino acids.